AUGCAGAACACCGAUACCGAAAAGUCACCAGAUGGGAUGUAUAUCAACCUGAAAACAUAUGAAUCAUUUGGAAAAGAUGCAUUAAAGUUUGAUAGAAAUGCUAAAGAUGCCAUUUAUCUACAUGUACAAAGGGAACUGAUGCCGGUCAAACCAGACAACAAGUCAGAUUCCGAAACAACUUCAAUAGGAACAGAUAGAGGAACAAAUGAUGAAAAUGUAGAUAAUGAAAAUAGUGAUACUGCGGAACAAGUGGUCUAUAAACAACGAAAACUACACGAAGAAGUUAUACGCUAUGAAGUAUACAGCCCCUCUAUAGACAUACGAAUACCACUAGAAAAUGCACCAAAAAAUAUCGCCGAUGCAGCAAAAGCUAUCAUAGACCAUGCAGGGUUCAAUUUUAAUGCAGAUGAAUUCGUAUGGAAGGAAUAUAUCAGUGAAUCAAAAUAUGCGAAACAUCUAAUACAAGUGGAACACGCACCAGUUAUUGUAUACGAUAAUCUAUCUUGCGCAAGAUGUGGAGCCAACCAUAACCUUUGGCUAAACCUAUCCGAUGGGUAUAUCGGUUGUGGAAGGAAAAACUAUGAUUCAGGAGGUUGUGCCGAUGGUGAAGAAGGCGCAGCUAUACAACAUUAUCAUGAAACGGGAGGGAUAUACCCAUUAGCUGUCAAGAUAGGAACUAUCACGGCAACUUCAGGAGAUGUAUACAGUUACGCAGCAGAUGAAGAUUCAUUGGUUAUUGAUCCAUAUCUAGCAGAUCAUCUAGCACACUUUGGCAUCGAUGUCAGGGCCGUAAUAAAAACGGAAAAAACUAUAGUACAAUUGGAAUUGGAAAAAAAUGAAAAUCAUGAUUGGUCGGAAAUGAAUACAGGAUUAUCACAAAGAACACAUGGACCAGGAUUAGUUGGACUACAUAAUCUAGGAAACACAUGCUACCUAAAUUCGGCAGUACAACUACUAGCCUCCGUACCUGAACUGGCAUCAUACUUUGUGGAACAUCACGAUAGUAUCGCACACAAAGUACCGGAUAACACAAAACCAUGUGAAGAUGUACCACUGCAGUUCGCAAAAAUCGUAAAGGCAAUAUCGACCGAUAAAAUGGUACAACAACAAACUGAACUAAUCAAAAGAUAUCAACAAUCGUGUCAAGAUAUAGGCGUCGAAUACGUGGAACCCGAAGAAUUCAAAAGCUUCGCGGUUAAACCAUCCAUGCUCAAAUAUGCAAUCGGAAGAGAUAACUCAAGGUUUGCUACUGGAGAACAACAAGAUGCUGAGGAGUUCUUCAGUCAUAUGGUAAACCUACUAGCAGACCUGUCGCCAGAGAUGAAGAGACGUGCAAAAACAAGCUUCAAAAUCAAAAAUCUAUUCUUCUUCAGAUAUCGACAGUAUAUUGUAUGCGAAACACUCAGCAAGAUAACAUACAAUGAUAACGAAAUGCAUAUAUUGUGCCUACCGCUACUGACAUACGCCCAGAGUCAAGGGGAAAUUGAUCCGCACCAGCAAAUAAAUCUAAUGGAUUGUAUACGCAAUUGGGAAGGUGAACAAGAAAUUGAUUAUCUAGACCGUGGCGAACAUCAUGUAGGAGUAAUCACAAAUGCACUACUCACACUACCAACGUAUCUAGCCCUCAAAGUUGACAGGUUUUUCUAUAACCCUGAUGGCACUAGUACCAAGAUUAAUAACCCAGUAAUUGUACCUCAAGAAGGGAUCAUACUAGAAACACAGGGUGACAAGGAACAUAUGGGCUACACUGUAGAAUGCAAUACAAGGGAACCGAAGAAAGCAAAACGACAUAUAAGCCAAGAUUUCUUGCAAUCGCUCAUGUCAAUGGGAUUUUCCGAAAAAAUAUGCAGAAUGGCUGUAGAAAAUGAGGGAUCAAGCAAUAUAGAUGCUUGUGUUAACUGGAUAUUAUCUAAUAUGGAUACCAUCUCGGAAGAUACAACAACAGGAGACAAGGAUAGCGCAUCGGUGGCAGUUAAUGCUGCAGUACUCAUGGACCUCGGAUACACACUAGAACAGGCUAACAUGGCAGCAGAAAGGUUCGCUGAUGAUGUAGCCGCGGCCGUCGACUGGUUAGCAGAAGAGGAUACCGCUAUUAGAGCUGAUACCAAAGACUCAGCUAGAUAUGAAUUAUUAGGGGUAAUAUCACAUAUAGGACAAAAAAUCAAUGCCGGACAUUAUGUUUGCCAUAUUAAAAAAAAUGGAAACUGGUACACAUUCAAUGACGCUAAGGUCCUGAAGUGCGAAACGCCACCGACAGGCAAUGGAUACCUGUACCUUUUCAGACGUUCUACUAGCACAGCUGCAGCGGCAUGA
This is a messenger RNA of Babesia sp. Xinjiang, 2313 nucleotides long. RefSeq names its product Ubiquitin carboxyl-terminal hydrolase 5. Gene Ontology annotation, biological process: protein deubiquitination. The transcript has 7 exons. NCBI's taxonomy places the organism in Eukaryota, Apicomplexa, Aconoidasida, Piroplasmida, Babesiidae. The coding region runs from base 1 to 2313 and encodes 770 amino acids. Gene Ontology annotation, molecular function: cysteine-type deubiquitinase activity; zinc ion binding. The record is from RefSeq and is a predicted model, not a curated record.